Molecule: messenger RNA, 1582 nt
Organism: Rubroshorea leprosula
Lineage: Eukaryota; Viridiplantae; Streptophyta; Magnoliopsida; Malvales; Dipterocarpaceae
Source: the annotation of a GenBank genome assembly
UCUGAAACUGAAAGCGAAUGCCGUCCGCAAUUACACGCCUACUAUUCGCUGCUGCCUGAGUCGGAGAUAGUAUUUUCAUUUUCAUUUUCAUUUUCCCGAUCUAUACUUUUCCCUUUUUUUAGAUCUCUGGUUAUUCUUCUCGCCUCUCCGUCAAGACGUCAACGCAUCUGGUUUUUUUCCUUCAUUUUCCCGAGGAAAUUAUGUCAGACGCUCUGAUCAAUGGGCUGGCCGGCGCUGGCGGAGGGAUCAUAGCUCAGCUCAUCACCUAUCCUCUUCAAACUGUGAAUACUCGUCAACAGACAGAGCGAGAUCUCAAGAAGGAGAAGAGGAAACUUGGAACCAUCGAAGAAAUGCUUCGGGUUGUAAAACAUGAAGGAUGGGAACGUUUGUAUGGAGGGUUAACACCGUCUUUAGUCGGUACAGCUGCAUCUCAGGGUGUUUACUAUUAUUUCUAUCAAAUAUUCAGGAACAAAGCUGAAGCAACUGCCCUUGAACGCAAGAGAAGAGGGAUUGGUGAUGGAUCGGUCGGGAUGUUUUCCUCACUUGUUGUGGCUGCUUUGGCAGGGUGUGUAAAUGUGCUGUUGACAAACCCCAUUUGGGUGGUUGUUACCAGGAUGCAGACUCAUACAAAAAUCUCAAAGAAAUCCUUGUCUAAUCAGCCACUACCAGCUCCGGAUGAAACAGUUCUUUCCAUAGUUGAGCCUCUUCCUUAUGGGACCAGCCAUGUGAUUCAAGAAGUCUAUGAUGAAGCUGGAUUUUGGGGCUUUUGGAAAGGUGUAGUACCAACAUUGAUAAUGGUGAGCAAUCCUUCCAUACAAUUUAUGCUGUAUGAAACAAUGUUGAAGAAGUUGAAGAAAAAACGUUCCCUCCAUAAACAGGGUAACAAUGGAGUGACUGCUUUAGAGAUAUUUCUUCUGGGAGCUUUGGCAAAACUUGGAGCCACUGUUGUGACGUAUCCACUUCUUGUUGUAAAGGCGAGACUACAAGCAAAACAAAUUACAACCGGUGACAAAAGGCAUCAUUACAAAGGGACAUCAGAUGCUAUCCUCAAGAUGACCCGUUAUGAAGGUUUCUCUGGCUUCUAUAAAGGCAUGAGCACAAAAAUUGUACAAAGUGUUCUUGCUGCGGCUGUUUUAUUCAUGGUGAAGGAGGAACUGGUCAAGGGUGCUCGGGUUUUACUCACCCCAAAUACCGUGAAAUCAAAGCCUCCUUGACUCGAGCUUUCUCCUUUCUCACUCAUCAUUCUUAUUUCAACAAUGGUGGGGUGUAGCUUAGUGAAAGCAUAUUCGAAUUGGAUUCCAGAAACAGGUUUCUGGCUUUCUGCCCUAAAAUAAUAGGGACAUAAUAUAAAGAUUUAUCAUGAAAAAAAAAUGAUAGCAAUGGCUCAUUACUUUCAACUCGGAUUUUCAGUCUGGACUGGUAUCAUGAAAAUAAAAUGAUGGCACUUAUUACGUCCGGAACCUAGAUCUUCAGUGCUUAUUUUAAUGCUAGUCUUGGCAAUUAACUAGUUUGGACUGGAAAGCACAUUGUUAUAUUACCCUUUAAGAAUUUUCUUAUGCACAAAUAUAUGUGACAGUGAAUG